UGCGCAAGAAGUUCCGUCGUCCAAUCACAAGUUGCGCUUUUGCGUCUUCUGACGCCUCGCCUUCAGUCUGAAACACGCCGUUUGGCUGCAGCUUUGCGAACUGUUUUCUUGAAAUAACUUUAAUGGAUUGACUACUAUUUGAAAGUAUACGCGAACUUUACAGAUCCUGCAGGCAAUAUUAUCAAAGUGGCGCUUAGGCAGUAGAAUGUAAACGGGAAAUCGCUGCAUAUCCGUUUUCAAAAGUUGUUUAAUCUGUCAGAGAGGCCUCUGGGUGCAUUACAACAUGUAAUUUUCCAGUAUACUUGCUUGAAUAGUGCGCACCUAAGUCUAGGCGUUUACGACAGGCAGUACGUAGAGUGUAUAGAUAUGAUCGUACACGCUGUUGACUUUGCCCAGGGUUUGAUCGGUUUCAAACAACUGCCUGCUGUCAUCUGAACUUGUACAGCAAGAAAGACGUCAACAGCACAACUGCAACAGGAGCAUUUCCCGUGACUAAGGAAUGACUUGGUUUUCGAAAAUUUACACCACCUUUAUAUUGCAGUUUAAAAGCAAGAGGGGAGGGGGGAGCGCCUAGACCCCAUAAAAUCCUGCAUGUACCCUGCUCAGUAAAACACAUUUUUACAUCCAGCAAUGUGCCCACCUAAUCAGCUUUACUAAAGUGGUGGUUGCCAGAUUGUUCUCUUUUUUUUGUAGUUUCACUGCAUUGUUAUGAGUCUCUCACCACAUCAGAGAGGAACCAUUAACAGUAUAAGCAAGCAGAAUGUUGAAGCAAUAAAUGAAUCAAUGCAUCAUUCAGAGGAUAUGUUUUACAACGUGGGUCCUCCAGUUCUAGAGCAAACUCACAGCAGUCCAGGAGGCGUUGUGGAUUCUAGCCCUGAGAUCCAAGGCUCUAACGUUUUCAAACCUGAUAAAGGAUAUCAGCCCCGAGGACGUUUCCCGCAGGCUGGAUCAGUCAAGUGGGUACAGGACCCCAUGCAGACAUCGACCUGGUUUCAGGGUAUUCCGAACGUGACCAAGUGGACACAAAAUUUCCCACCUUCUCAUAGUGGAAUGGAUGACCCGAGGGCUUUUCACAAGGCGGGUCAAGAGAUGGAGGGCGUAAAGUUAGACAAAGUUUCACCAGGACCCUCUCAGUCCUACCCUGAUACUUCACAAGUUCCUGGGGCAGAGUGGGACCAUCAUACAAUGGCAGCAAUGCACCAUGCUCAAUUCCUCCAGCAGGGUCACAGGCCGGCAGAUCAUCAAUAUCCGCCUCAAGGCAUGCAUCACAACAUGCAGGAUCCAACUCUGCAACCUUUCCAGUUGGCUUUUGGAUCUACUAAGCAAUCCCAGGCACCUGGCUUAAAUCAGGUUUUCCAAGGCAACAAUGCAUCUUUAAAUAUGAAUUACGGUGAGAAACCCAAAACGCAACAGCAACUUUUGCAGAUACAACAACAGCAGCAGCUGCACCACCAGCAGAUGCAGCAGUUACACAUGUGUCAGUUGCAACAACAACAACAACAACAGCAAAUUCAGCAACAGCAACGCAUGCAUCAAAUGCAACAGCAGUACCACCAGCAGCAGAAAAUACAGGUACAGCUGCAGCAACAGAUGCAGCAGCAAAUGCAGCAGCACGCACAAGGGCUUCGUCAGCCAGAAUCUACACCAUCGCAAGCAAAGCAGCAAGUCAAACAACAGACUGACAGUGCUCGGGUGAAUAUCGAACCCAGUCCAUUAUCCCAUCAGACUCAGGUCCCUCAGAUUCAACCCCAGCAUCCAGUGCCUCAGGUAUCAAAUUACCAAGACUCCGUUCCUGCAAAGACAAUUCCAGAACCGCAGGAGACCCAAACCAAACGGCAGGCCGCACCUCGCCGCUCGCGCCGCCUAUCCAAAGAUGGUAUGUCUCCACAGGACAAUGUUCCUCCCCAAAAUGGAGAAGUGGGCAAAGUCCAAGGACCCUCAGCAGGGGUCAUUCAAAGCACCCAAAGGCGACGGAGAGCCUCAAAAGAGAUCAACCUUGAGACCCUAGCUCAAAAAGCUUCAGAGAUGGAGUUUUUGCCAUCAAAGAGUGAGGAAAAUACCCCUGCUAGACCAGCUGGUAUGGUCCCUCUAGUCAUCCCCGUCUCAGUACCUGUUUCUAGAGGCCAAACUCAUAGGGAAGGCCCCAGCACCUGGGCACAGCCUGGUGAUGUGCGACGUCCCUCAGAGAUUCCUCAACUACAGAACCAACCUGAACGCAAACCCUCGGUUAUCGUAGUGCGGCGGCAUUCAUUAAAGCACUCGGCAUCUGAGAGCCUAAUCCAUGGUAAGAGCCCAGAAGACUACAGGUCUCCUGACAAAUCCAGGCGUCGCCCGCGACCGGAACCCCUGGUUAUACCUCCUCCCAAACCGUGCACUUUCAUCGCCCCUUCUAUAUACUCCAGCAUCACCCCCUACCAAAGCAACCUCCGUUCGCCAGUGCGUCUGCCUGAUCAUGCUAUCAUCAUUCCCCCGUAUACUCCACCACCCAUUCUUUCGCCGGUGCGUGAAGGUUCUGGCCUCUACUUUUCUGCUGUCCUGUCUUCCAUGGCAGCAGGAAGUCAGGUCCUACCACCCCCAGCCACUCCAAGGGGCACCACGAGAAGUUUGCUGCGAUCAAGCAGCUCUGAUAUUAGUCCUCCUGCACUCCCACUGAUUGGAGAAGCAACGCCGGUCAGCCUCGAACCUCGCAUUAACAUCGGCCCUCGGUAUCAGGCGGAGAUUCCAGAAAUGCUGGAUCUGACAUGUUCCCAAACAGACCAACAUAAAGCAACUUUGGUCUGGCUUCCUUUAUCAGAGACUGCUUCGACACCCUCACUAGAUGCAAGAAUUGAUGAUCUGAUGAACUUAGUUUGCUCCAGUGUCCUACAUGGAGGAGGGACCAACUCAGAACUAGCAAUGCACUGUUUGCAUGAAUGCAAGGGUGAUGUCAUGGCAACACUGGAAAUGCUGAUGAUGAAGAAUCCCAUCUUCUCUGGGAAUCACCAUCUGGCCAACUACCACUAUGCAGGGUCAGACUGUUGGACUGUGGAUGAAAAACGAUACUACAACAAGGGAAUUUCUGCCUACACGAAAGAUUUCUUCUUGGUACAAAAACUGGUGAGGAGUAAAACAGUGGCACAAUGUGUGGAGUUUUACUAUACCUAUAAGAAACAAGCAAAGGUUGGUCGCCAUGGGAUCCUUACAUAUGGCCCUUUAGACCCAGAGGAGAGCAUCCCUGUGAUCAAUGUAAAACAAGAACCGCUGGAUGAAGCUAAUGAUAAAAGAGCAGAGGGGCCAGCAGAAGUCAAUAUGGACAACACUGCAAAAGAUUUGACUAAAACACAUCAAAACAAUGGAAAUCAGAGGGCAGACAUGGCUCACGAGGAGCAGAAGAACAGCUGUGUUGAGGAGGCAUCUGGCCUGAGGCCGACAGUUCAACCCACCUUCAAGACUCCUUCCCCUGCACCUCAGAAACCUCGACCUGACAGCACAGCGAAGAAGAACAGAGCCUCGACGGGAAACAAACCCCAGGGAGAGCCAGAGGGUAUUUUUCCUUGUAAAAAGUGUGAUCGAGUGUUUUAUAAAGUAAAGAGUCGCAGCGCUCACAUGAAGAGUCACUCCGAGCAGGAAAAGAAAGCUGCCGCACUGCGUCUGCGAGAAGAAGAGGAGCGAGCUGCGGCUACAGCGAGGCAAAGGGCACUGGAGGUACAGGAGGCACUGGAGGCAAAGGCAGAAGGAGCACCGGGAGACAGCAGUGGAGCUGAGAGCUCAUUAGAGCCUGAAGAUGAGCAAGAUGAAGACUGGCAUUAAGAGUGUCUUUCUACUUUGACUU
Misgurnus anguillicaudatus (oriental weatherfish) is the source of this 3811-nucleotide messenger RNA. It is a transcript of the gene mideasa, whose product is annotated as mitotic deacetylase associated SANT domain protein a. Gene Ontology annotation, cellular component: transcription regulator complex; histone deacetylase complex. Gene Ontology annotation, biological process: negative regulation of DNA-templated transcription; regulation of transcription by RNA polymerase II. Gene Ontology annotation, molecular function: transcription corepressor activity. The record is from RefSeq and is a predicted model, not a curated record. Lineage: Eukaryota; Metazoa; Chordata; Actinopteri; Cypriniformes; Cobitidae.